Molecule: messenger RNA, 3083 nt
Organism: Dichomitus squalens LYAD-421 SS1
Lineage: Eukaryota; Fungi; Basidiomycota; Agaricomycetes; Polyporales; Polyporaceae
Exons: 6
Coding region: 32-2545 (837 amino acids)
Source: RefSeq, a predicted model, not a curated record
GUUCUGCGCCCAUGUCGUCCUCUACGCCCGAAUGACAGACCCCCCACAGCCUAAGCCCGGACAGACUAUGCGCGCCGAUGCCCGCGGAGAGUGCGGGGCGUGCAGCGACGCAGACGGCAGGGCACCUUCCGAGGAAGGGCGGGGGACGGGAAAGGAUCGGAGGGAGGAGGGGCAUGAGGCCGCAGGGCGGGGCAGGAAUCGCGCACACGGGAGAGAGUCGCCUGUGGCCGCGGCUGCGCAUCGCCCACGCCGUCGACCGUCUCCCACACUCGGCCCUACGGAUCGCUCUCCUCCCCAGGCCCAUGCACGAUCCCAAGCCCAUCACCGCAACCCACAUACAUCUAUCGUCCGCGCCCCGGCAAGCCCGCCCAAUGCUGCUCCUACAUCCUCCCUCCCCUCCGUCCCAAACGUCCCACAUGCCCGCAUGUCUUCCCACAAUCUCCUUCCGCUUCUCCAGUGCCCGCUCUGCCCUCCUCCUUCCCUCCUCCAUGUCCCUCUGACCCUCCACUGCGGCCAUACUUUCUGCGCGUCCCACUUCCCCCCUCACAACAAGCCCUCCACAUCCAAGGAGGUCGACAUCCCCCCCGCCCUCCCGCACUGCCCUCUCCCGACGUGCUGCCCUUCCUCACCCCGCUACCCGGCAACCUUCUCGCGCACACCGCCGAUUGACGUCACGACCAACAAGCUGCUUGAGCUUGUCCUCCGUGCUUCUCGGGAUGACCUCCAGCCAGACUCUCCUCCGCCACAUUUCUCGGACGACUAUGAAGACCGCACAGACUCGGAACGCGAGUACGACUCGGACUCGGACCUCGAGUAUCUUCCCUUAUCCCCACAACCGCCCUCUUUCCCGGGUACCCCGUCCACAACAAGAGGCACCAACCAGCCGCGCACCGGGUCAAGCCGUUCCCGCUCGCCCCCAGAGGCGAGCCCCCGGCUACAUCCUCGCAAACGACGCCGACGACUCUGUCGGCGUGCUGCUGGCCCCUCCCGGUCUCAGGCGCAGCCCCAUCGCAACGACCACGACCGACAUACGCAGCUUGAGAAGGAGCUCCUCUCAGAGCUCACGUGCGAGAUAUGUUUUGGGUUAUUCUGGCAGCCCAUAACGACGCCGUGUCAACACACGUUCUGUACGCGCUGCCUGUUCCGUUCGCUCGACCACAACCAGACGUGUCCCCUCUGCCGGCAGAAACUCCCGGGCUACGAUUACUUCCAACAACACCCCUGUAAUAAGGUCAUCCUGGCCAUCAUUCUUAGAGCAUUCCCAGAAGCCUACGCUGAGCGCGGGCAGGCUGUCGAGGUCGAGGAACGCGAUGCGCGCCUCGACACUCCCGUGUUUGUCUGCCAGCUCGGCUUCCCGGGCAUGCCAACCAUCUUGCAUUUCUUCGAGCCGAGAUAUCGGCUCAUGCUCCGACGAUGUCUCGAGAAUCCGAACCCCUGCUUCGGGAUGAUCCCACCCCCCCGCGCUGCCCCCUCGACGUCCGCUAACGGCAGUGUGAGCACUGGGAACGACUACGGCAUCAUGCUCCAGAUCAGGAACGUGCAGAUGCUCCCCGACGGCCGGAGCGUGGUCGAGACGUGGGGCACCUGGCGUUUCCGCAUCAUGGAGCGCGGCAUGCGUGACGGCUACACGGUCGCUCGUGUAGAGCGCAUCGAAGACUACGAGGACGAACUAGAUGAUAGCGCAUUCGCCCCGCCCGAUGAGGAAGUCCGCAGUAUGAAUGGCGACAGCGAAGCCAUCGCCGCAGAAGGCGGCCCCGUCGCGUAUUCUGGCUCUCGCGGUCAGGAAGACUUGCAGUCAGCUGACAGCCGCGUGGUUGAGCGCGCGGGUGACCAGGCAGAAGAAGCGCCCUCGAGGGUCGAAAUCGGUGACGUCAUGCAGGCGGAGUCGGAAUUGCCAGUAGCUUCCUCGGAAGUAGCCUUGGACGUGGGCGCAGGCGCGAUCGCUCCCCCAUCUUCGCACCCACCCAGGAUUGCUGCCGACCAUCGCGCUGCUGCUCGUCCAGAAGAUGCGACCCCCACUCCGUCUCCCGCGGGCGAGCGACAGCCGAACGGGAAGGCACCUGCUGCCCUGCGCCCGCCGACGAACGCCGAACUCAUGGCCAAGUGUCAUGCGUUCAUCGACCAGACACGGCGGGGUACCCCGUGGGUCGUGCAACAUCUGCAUAAUAACUAUGUCCCAAUGCCCAGCGACCCCGCCAGCUUCAGCUUCUGGAUGGCACUGCUUCUCCCGAUCGACGAGCACGAAAAAGCGAAGCUCCUGCCCAUCCGUUCUCCACGCCUCCGGCUUCGGCUCGUCGUGCAUUGGAUCGAGCACCUCAACAGCCAAUGCACACGUGCUUAUGCGUCUGCGUCUGCUUUGCAGGUGGUUCUCUGGCGGGUGCGUGAUUUCCUGAUGCUGCCUCGGGCGGUGCGCGUGUGGGCGAUGCUGUUCGCGUACGCCGCCCUGCUCGCCGCCAUAUACCUCGGCCAGUCUGUCGCCCAACGUCCUGGCUCCAGCGCGGGCGGGGCCUCACACGGCGCGUCGGAGCGUGGGGGACUUCUGUAAAACCUGUGGAAUGGAUGGACCGCUCGACGUCCAGCCGCCUUCUGCGAAUUGUGGGUCUGCUGUCAACUCCCGUCCCGGCCGUUGGGUUCAAUGCGCGUAGUGCUAGUGGUAAUAGGGCCGGUGUGUGCUUUCGCUGUCAUCUAUACUUUUCUCGUCACCUGCAUUUUUCUCUCUUCAUUCUCUCGAUUUCCACUCCGCUUUCGUACUGUUGUAUUUGGGCGCCAUGCUAGGUUGCCCGGGACUCCCUACUAGCCGUCACUUCCACACACUCACGGUCUUGGAUCUUCAUGCCCACCAUCCACAUGCAUCCGUCUCCUUCAACCUCCCAUCCCAUCCUUCUCCAUCAAGAUCGUCCCUCGUGCUCCGAGUCCAUUGCCUGUUUUCGGUGUUAAUCGCAAUGAAUGGACUGUAUUGGGAUAUACAUAGUAAUAUCAUGUACAUCAUUUUCCCUCUGUGCUUUGCUGCCGUGUUGUCUCGGCCACGUUUUUGCUUAGCCUUGGCUACCCCAAUACAAGCGCCCCGCGUCGCUAUCGUCGUU